AUGGCUGGGUCUUAUAAGUUCUGUAUCUCUCUGAUAAAGGUCUUCGCAGACUGUCAUUCCCUUCCCAACUCUGCCCAACAUCGCCGCCGAGUGCCAGCUGGUCCUAAAGAAGUCAUCGUUACUGGUACCUUCGACAACUGGGGCAAGACUUUGCCUUUAGUCAAGCAGGUUGACGGUUCCUACGAAUUGACCGUGCCUUUGUUGGCCAACGAGACCAUCUUAUACAAAUACGUUGUUGAUGGAGAAUGGCUUGUUAACCAGUCUCAGCACGUUACUCGUGAUGGAAGCGGCAUUGAAAACAAUUCAUUGGAGGCCAAUGACUUGGUUGCUGCCUCAAGCACCCAGUCCAAAAUUCCAGAGGCUGGCGGAUUAUCUGUCGCCGACCAAGCCACUGCUACUGCUGCCGCCACCGCUGCCACUGAUGGUGCGCAAUCUUCUGACCUCAAGACCACUGUGAUGCCAUCUACUGAGGGCCAGCAAACUACUUUGGGUGAGCCAGGUAUUUUCGUGCCAAAGGAUCCUGAGGCAUUGGCAGCCUUCGAGACGGUUCGUAACGUCGACCCAAAGACCUUGAACGAACCAGAAGAGGUUACCCCAGUCUUGAGUGCCGAGGAGAAGAAGAAGCAGAAGAAGAAGUUGAAGAGAACACAGUACAAGGCUAGAAAAAAGCAGCAGAAGGCCAACGGUACUUCGAGCAGCGAAGUAUCUCCUGAGCCAGAGACCCUUGACCCUGCUGUUGUUGGUGCCAUUGGCGCUGGCGGACUUGCUGGUGCUACUGGUGCUGGCCUUGCCGCCACCCAGGCACACAAUGCUCCAGAGACUGCCCCAGAAGUUUCUGAGGCUGUUCCAGAGGUCUCCGAAGCUGUUCCAGUUACUUCCGAGCCAGUUCCAGCUGCCACCGAGCCACUCCCAACCACCGAAAGCGUCAGUGAGACUGCACCAGUGGUUGCCGAGUCCGCCCCUCUUGUCACUGAGGAAGUCUCUGCUGCCCCAGUGGAGACACCAGUCGUUAAGGAUGUUGAGCCAACUAUUGAGCCAGCCAUCAACGAGCCAAUCGAAAACGGCGAGCUUGAGACCUCUGUCGUGGCUGACGAGGUCCACGAGACACAAGUUGCUGCUGAGCCAAUCGAGGAAACUGCCCCUGUCGCCUCUCCUAUCGAGACUGCCCCAGUAAUUGCUCAGGCUGACGAAGUCGAGGCCAAGGAGGUGGAUGCUGCCCCAGUCACCAAGGGUAAGGCUUCCUACGAUUCGGAUGAUGAGAUCAUCAUCGCUCAGGGAGGACUGAGCAAGGAGAUCGAGGCUCAGCUCAAAGCUAGUGACAUCAACGCUGAAGAGAUCCAGCCUACCGCCUCUGAGGCCAAGAGAUUGGCAGAGGAGGCAAACAUCGACCCGGCUGAAGCUAAGCCAGCUGGCAAGUCUGCUGCUGCCGCUAAGCCAGCCGCUAAGACCUCAAAGUCCACCAAGAAGGACGAGAAGAAGAAGAAGAGCGGUUUCAUUUCCAAGCUUAAGAAAUUGUUCAAGUAA
Messenger RNA from Sungouiella intermedia, 1524 nucleotides. Lineage: Eukaryota; Fungi; Ascomycota; Pichiomycetes; Serinales; Metschnikowiaceae. The record is from the annotation of a GenBank genome assembly.